Messenger RNA from Arvicola amphibius (Eurasian water vole), 1943 nucleotides. It is a transcript of the gene Upf3a, whose product is annotated as UPF3A regulator of nonsense mediated mRNA decay. Gene Ontology annotation, biological process: nuclear-transcribed mRNA catabolic process, nonsense-mediated decay; positive regulation of translation. Gene Ontology annotation, molecular function: telomeric repeat DNA binding. The record is from RefSeq and is a predicted model, not a curated record. NCBI's taxonomy places the organism in Eukaryota, Metazoa, Chordata, Mammalia, Rodentia, Cricetidae. Gene Ontology annotation, cellular component: cytoplasm; nucleolus.
AUGACAACAUCUGGACACUGCAGCAGGAGCGCUGGCCCCAACCCUCCUCAGGAGAGAGCUCCACCCCUCACCACAGGCAAGGGUGGGCCAUUUCGGUACAUCCCUGAGUGGGCCAGAAACUGCUCUGGGCUCCUGGGGGCCUCCAGUCGCAGACUAUCAGGGACGCCAUCCACCAUCGCAGCUCAGCAGCCCACAGGAUGUCCGGAGCGUGCAUCUGUUUUUUCCGUGCACAGUGACAGUAUUGAUCUCCUGUCGUCGCUGCUGUUGUAUGAUGAGGGUUGUUUUGGAAAAGGCUGGAUUCAGCACACGCGUGAACUUGGGGCCCCUCCAGCAGCAGUCAGAGCUGUCCGGGAUGCCCCUGACCGGCGCUGGGCAGCACUGGCGGCGGCGGCGGGCGGCCGGUGGGGAUGCGGCUCGGAAGAGGGGGCUGGAGGCCCGGGCGCCGCCCUGUCUGCGCGGGGCCCCAGCUGGAGGGAGAAACUGACGGCCCCGGAGGCCCAAUUCCGCCGCGAGUCGCCUCGGAGGGAGUCCGCGCUAGCACCGGCCCCGUCCUUCAAUGAGAGCGGGGCAGGCAAGCCUCGCGAGGAGAAGAGGACGGCGCUGAGCAAGGUGGUUCUCCGGCGUCUGCCCCCCGGCCUCACCAAAGAGCAGCUGGAGGAGCAACUGCGCCCCCUGCCUGCGCACGACUACUUCGAGGUGGUAGCUGCAGACCUCAGUCUCUAUCCUCAUCUCUACUCACGAGCAUACAUUAACUUCCGGAACCCUGAUGACAUCCUUCUGUUCAGAGAUCGCUUUGAUGGAUAUAUCUUCAUUGGCAAUAAAGGCCUGGAGUACCCUGCGGUGGUGGAGUUUGCUCCGUUCCAGAAGAUUGCCAAGAAGAAGCUGAAGAAAAAGGACACCAAGACUGGAAGCAUUGAAGAGACCCCAGAAUAUAAACAGUUUCUGGAAACAUACAGCUUGGAGGAAGAAAAAGCCGGUGCCAGUCCUGAGACGCUUCUGGGAGAGAUAGAAGUGAAGACGAGAGAGCUCCUGGCCAGAAGAACCACACCUCUUUUAGAAUAUAUUAAAACUAGAAAACUAGAAAAGCAGAGAAUUCGAGAAGAAAAACGCGAAGAGCGAAGGAGGAGGGAGCUGGAAAAGAAGCGUUUCCGGGAAGAAGAGAAAAGGAAAAGGAGGGAAGAAGAGAGGUGGAGAAGGAAGGAGGCGGAUAAGCAGAAGAGAACUGAGAAGGAGGUGAAGAUUAAGCUUCUCAAAAAACUGGAAACAGGGGAAGAAGCAGCCACAGAGAAGCACAAAGAAAGAAGUGACUCAGUUGGUCCUGGAGACGAAAAGCAGGAAGCCCGGCCAGUGGAAAGCCUGCCAGAGAUGCCUGGGGAGAGGUUUUGACAGCUGUCUAACAUCAACAGAAUGAAGAAGAGAGACUCUCCGUAUGAUUAUGUGGCCACCCAGGCAUUUGAAGGAAGAAGUCCAAUUUUCCCUGUCUCGGCUUCAAAGAAUAACCAAAACCUUUUUUUAUAGAAAAUUCUCUGUGUAUUUUCCUUAAAUAUCAGAGAAAGACAGACAAUAGAUUGUGACCAGCCAGCAUUCCCACCUGCUCCUUAAAAAAAGGAAUGACUCAAAACUCAGGAUUUUAAAAGCUGUGCACCUUUGUGUGCUCACAAAGGUAUUCUUUGUUUUUAUUUUGUUGUUGUUGUUUUUCGAGACAGGGUUUCUCUGUGUAACAGCCCUGGCUGUCCUGGAACUAGUUCUUAUAGACCAGGCUGGUCUCAAACUCACAGAGAUCCACCCGCCUCUGCCUCCCUGUGCUGGGAUUAAAGGCGUCGCCACCACCUCCCGGCUCCCUGAAGCAUCCUUGACCAUGUAAUGAGUCGGUGGUGUCCUCAGGUUGUGGAGCUCUGCCGCCCCUAAAAGCGGCUCUUUAAAUACAUCACUGCUGCCCUUAA